AUGUUUUUCGGAGUGGUGGACUCGUUGAUGGAACCUCGGGAGCUUGUUCGUUCGUGUCUUUUUUGGAAAGACUCUACCACCGGCGUGCUGGCCGACUGUGUGUUUGAAGACGGUGGCGGCGGACCACUAGUCCCAGUCGGAUGGUUGCCAAACAUGGUGGUGAAGAAAGACGACUCGGAAGAGCUGUUUUUCUGGUGUCUUUUGAAAAACGGCUUCGAAUGGUGGCUGUCUGAGUUUGUGUUGUACAACUGGCUAGACGAGUCCUCAAUCGUAGACAACGGGCGCGGUUUCGGGACAGAGUCUUUGUCGCUGGUGUACAAUGGCGCGGUGCCCGGCUCUUCAACCGCCAAUGGCGGAGCAGACGCAACAGGCUGCAGUUUUUCUCCCAGAGUGCGAUGCUCGCCCGACCGGUCGGCCUCUGCGGUUUGGUCGAGCGACGAGUCGUACGAAGAGCCAGAAAUCAGUGAGAUUGUCGGACUCGGAGGCUCCAAUUUGGGCAUAGACGCUUUUCCCAGGGUCUUGCGCAACAACUGA
This is a messenger RNA of Ogataea philodendri, 534 nucleotides long. RefSeq lists its product as uncharacterized. Lineage: Eukaryota; Fungi; Ascomycota; Pichiomycetes; Pichiales; Pichiaceae. Bases 1 to 534 code for a protein of 177 amino acids. The transcript has a single exon. The record is from RefSeq and is a predicted model, not a curated record.